Raphanus sativus (radish) is the source of this 458-nucleotide messenger RNA. RefSeq lists its product as uncharacterized. The transcript is spliced from 2 exons. The record is from RefSeq and is a predicted model, not a curated record. The coding region runs from base 60 to 416 and encodes 118 amino acids. Lineage: Eukaryota; Viridiplantae; Streptophyta; Magnoliopsida; Brassicales; Brassicaceae.
UGUUGGUUCUCUUCGAAGAACACUUGGAAUCAGGUAAGAAGACAAGGCAGUAUAGUGGAAUGGAGCAAGCUGAUCUGGUUCUCACAAGCUGUUCCCCGCUACUCUUUCAUUGCGUGGCUGGCUCUCCGCAACAGACUCUCGACUGGCCAAGCCCAGACUGGAGCAUCACGGUUACAACACUGUUGUCGCCUCGCAGGUCUACCAUUGAUUCAUGUCUUCUUCGACUAUCCUUCCAGGCUGUAAUCCAUAGUAUAUGGAGGGAAAGGAACAGCAGGAAGCACACGGGUGCUCACCGUACCGCUCAACAACUCACGAAGUUUAUAGACAAGACAAUACGCAACCGCAUCUCCUCUCUUCGUUCUAGAAACGCAGGGAACUGCAGUAGCUUGAUGAUUCGCUGGAUGGGAAGAAAUUGAUAUUUUGCUGUUUCUUUCUUAAAAGCUGAUGUUGUUCUCAGA